This is a messenger RNA of Thermothielavioides terrestris NRRL 8126, 243 nucleotides long. RefSeq lists its product as uncharacterized. The annotation marks the transcript as partial. NCBI's taxonomy places the organism in Eukaryota, Fungi, Ascomycota, Sordariomycetes, Sordariales, Chaetomiaceae. The record is from RefSeq and is a predicted model, not a curated record. The transcript has a single exon.
UAUAUCAACGACAUUAUUAUCGCUAGUAAGAAUAUAAAGGAGUACCUCAAGUACGUUGAGACAGUUCUCGAUAUCCUCGACAAGGUAUACGUUUAUAUCUCGAUAGAAAAAUCCUUUAUAGCCUACCCGUCAGUGAGACUUCUUAGCUAUAUAGUUAAUAGCGAAGGAGUAGCUAAAACGGACGAUAGGAUCGCUAUAUUCAAGAAACUCAAGUUCCCCAACACCCUUGAGACCUUGGAAUAG